GUCAAAGUUCAUACUCUUCCACCUGACAGUCGAGCUCAGAUACUGAUGCCUCUCAGGCCUCAGCCUCCUCUAUAAGAACCACCCACUCUCCCGUUCUACACUCCGGCUCACACAUCAUCACCUCUCGACGACAAUCAUAUCCAGCCGCCAAGACAACACGUAUGAACUAACAGCACCGAAGAGUGAGCGAGCGAGCAAGGUGCCUGCGGCACGCAGCGGUGAGGGAGUGAGCUAGCGAGAGCUUAGCUGCGAUGGAGGGCAUCAUGUCGGAAGAGAAGUGCGCCCUGGUGUCGGAGCUGGUGCGGGUGCUGGAGAUGGUGAGGCAGCUCGAGGAGCACAUGGCGGGCCAGCAGCAGCAGGGCGGUGUCGGCGGCGCGGCGGCCGGAGGGGACCUGCGGUGCCGGGCGCUCGUGUGCACCAUGCGCGACUCCAUCGACCGGGCCGUGCACAUGGCCAUGUCGUCCUGCGCCGACGGACGUGGCGGGCAGCCAGAGUCGCCGCCGUCGGGUGGGGAUGGCAGCCCGCGCAGCGCCGGGUCGGACCAGGGCGGCGACUUCCGGGGCCGCGGCAAUGCGGCAGGCCAGUGCAAGAAGAGGAAGACGCUUCCCAAAAGGAGCACCCAGGUGAGGGUGAGCGCCGUCCACGUCACCCCCCUCGACGACGGCCUCAGCUGGAGGAAGUAUGGCCAGAAGGACAUCCUCGGCGCCAAGUACCCAAGAGCCUACUUCCGGUGCACGCACCGGCACACGCAGAGCUGCCACGCGAGCAAGCAGGUGCAGCGCACGGACGGCGACCCGCUGCUCUUCGACGUCAUGUACCACGGCUCCCACACGUGCGCCCAGGCGCAGGGCGCCGGCGCGCACCCCUCCGGCAACCAGGGGGCGCGCCCCGCAGCAGCGAGCGGGGAGCACUCCCAGGCCCGGGCGCAGCCUACCGCCGCCGCGGAGCAGACGGCCUCCCCGUCCCCGGGGUUAGAAGCAGCGGGGCCCGUGCUGCCGUUCUCGCUCCCCUCCAACGUGCCGGCGAGGGGCGCCGACGACGCCGGCGGCGUCGGCGUCCGUGUCACCGCGUCCCCUUUCGUGUCCCCGGCGACGCCGGAGAGCCUGGUCCGGGACGCGCCUCAUCACGACGUGGAGCUCGCCUCCACCAGCAACUCUCCUAUGGGCAUGGCGGAGAUGGACUUCAUGUUCCCGCUGGACGCCACCGAUUUCUUGGAGAACCCGGCCAGCUACUUCUAAGCGCGCGAAUACGACGUGCCUCUAGCACCGCACGACACACCAAUAGGUAAAGCCGCAAGGCGAAACGAACAAGCCUCCUAUAUGAUCCCGCCGUAUAAUCUUCCCUGUCCAUCCACUCGCAAGUCUGUAACGGUAGCCAGAGAUCGCACGAACAAACAUGAUCAAAGCCACGAGCAGAUCGCACAUGUACCCUGACGGACCCGAUAACUGAAUAUAUAAAAAUGUUCUUUUUGGAUAA
Setaria italica (foxtail millet) is the source of this 1476-nucleotide messenger RNA. RefSeq names its product probable WRKY transcription factor 53. The transcript is spliced from 3 exons. Gene Ontology annotation, biological process: regulation of DNA-templated transcription. Gene Ontology annotation, cellular component: nucleus. Gene Ontology annotation, molecular function: transcription cis-regulatory region binding; DNA-binding transcription factor activity. The coding region runs from base 252 to 1238 and encodes 328 amino acids. Lineage: Eukaryota; Viridiplantae; Streptophyta; Magnoliopsida; Poales; Poaceae. The record is from RefSeq and is a predicted model, not a curated record.